This is a messenger RNA of Rhincodon typus (whale shark), 732 nucleotides long. Its product is annotated as vacuolar protein sorting-associated protein 37A-like. Bases 286 to 732 code for a protein of 148 amino acids. The record is from RefSeq and is a predicted model, not a curated record. The transcript has 4 exons. Lineage: Eukaryota; Metazoa; Chordata; Chondrichthyes; Orectolobiformes; Rhincodontidae.
GACUUCUGCGCGCUACAACAGUGAAGAAUUUACAAUCUGGCUCUUGAAGGAAUACACUUUGUUUUGAUGGGCGAGAGGUUGAUGAGUCGUAGACGCGGAUUGUGAUGACGUUUUACACAGAGUCUGGGGACGCUUGGUGGUUGCCGGUUUCGUGUGCGCAGUCGCCGCUGGUUUUGUGGCCUCCAGCGGGUGGAGCGGACGAGGUUUGUCAGUUGUGUGAGCAACGUAUAGAAUGAGCUGUUCGGCGCCGCUGUGGGUUCGUUAGUGGUUUGUGUGCUCGGCAAGAUGAACUGGAUUUUCCCGUCGUCCAAAGGCAGCGGCAGUGGCUCCGGACACCUGCCGCCUCUCACCAGUUUACAACAGCAGCGCCAGCGGCAGAUAGAGUCGGUGAAAAGCUCGCACAACAGUAUAGUGGAAAUACAGAAGGAUGUGGAAUACAGGCUGCCAUUUACAGUAAACAAUAAAACAAUCAAUUUAAACAUCUUUCUUCCUCCGCAGUUUCCACAAGAGAAGCCCGUGAUCACAGUUUUCCCUCCAGUGAGGCACCAUCUAGUAGAUCUACAUUCUGCAACAUACGUGAAAAGCCCACUAAUUACAAAUAUGUUCUUUGAAGAUCACAUUGAUGAUGCCAAAUAUUGUGGCCACCUGUAUGGUCUUGGCUCAGGUUCAUCCUAUGUUCAGAAUGGUACGGGAAAUGCAUAUGAAGAAGAAGCCAAUAAACAGCAGCCUUGA